GCUGGCCUAUUCUCUGCCAUCCUCACGGCAUUCAAUGUGCCAGCGUACACCCUACUAAACCCACCCGAUCCCUCAAUCGCCUUACUGCAACAGAUAUCGAGCAAGUUGGACAGCUUCUCUAUCAACCAAUCCUUCAUCAACUCCACCCAACCAUCGAACAUCAACAGCCCAAACGCGGACACCGAGCCUGCUACCCUGCGCUGGGCCGUGUGGCUGAAUGUAUUAUGGUUCUCCGGACUCGUCCUCAGUCUCACUGCGGCAUCGAUGGGGCUCAUGUCCAAACAGUGGCUGAACGAAUACAGCAGCGGCGUCUCCGAGACCUCGCGCCAUGCUGCUCGCGUGCGCCAGUAUCGCCUCAAUAACCUUCAGGCGUGGCACGUAGAAGAGCUCGUCAACACCAUUCCCGUCCUCCUGCAGCUCUCCCUGAUCUGCUUCCUCACUGGGCUCCUCAUCUUCCUCUGGAACCUUCACAACACUGUUGCCGCUAUCGUAUCGACACUUGUGGGAUUUCUUGCCAUUUUCACCACCGUUGUCACGUUUCUCCCUCUU
Molecule: messenger RNA, 549 nt
Organism: Trametes versicolor FP-101664 SS1
Lineage: Eukaryota; Fungi; Basidiomycota; Agaricomycetes; Polyporales; Polyporaceae
Exons: 1
Source: RefSeq, a predicted model, not a curated record